UCAUUCUCACACAAGCAAUCUGAAUAUAGCACCAAACUUAGCAAAUACUACUACCACUAUCAGCAACAACAACAAUGGCCUCAUCAAGCUAUGCUUUGAAAACUGUCCCUUCUUCCUUUGUUAACCCUGCAAUUUCCAACCCAAGAUCAUUGCUCACUACCCCACCUAUCAAAGCUUUCUUACCCUUCACUUCAUCAACCCCAUCUCUCACCAGGAAUCUCAAGCUGAACAACACCCUGCCACAGUCCUGCUUUUCUUCUGUGCCCAGGAAAUCAUUCUCUUGCAGAAGCCAACAGGCAGCUGAGUCCUCUGAAACUGAGAGAGUUCAAGAACUGAGUGUGUAUGAGUUCAAUGAGAGAGACCGUGGUAGCCCUGCUUACCUGCGAUUAGGCUUUAAACCUGUUAACUCGCUCGGUGAUCUAGUCCCCUUCAGCAACAAGUUGUACACAGCGGAUUUGCAAAAGCGCAUUGGGAUAACUGCUGGUAUCUGCAUUUUGAUUGAACACAAACCAGAGAAGAAUGGUGACAGGUAUGAAGCUGUUUACAGCUUCUACUUUGGAGACUAUGGUCACCUUACAGUGCAAGGACCAUACCUGACCUAUGAGGACACAUGGCUUUCUGUGACUGGUGGUGCUGGCAUCUUUGAAGGGGCUAGGGGCCAGGUCAAGUUGAACCAGAUUGUUUAUCCUUUCAAGAUUUUGUACACAUUCUAUCUGAAGGGUGUUAAGGAUUUGCCUCAGGAGCUUCUUGUCAAGGCUGUUGAGCCCCACCCUGCUGUUGAAGCUGCUCCUGCUGCUAAAGCCCUUGAGCCUAAUGCUACCAUUGCUGGUUUCACUAACUGAUGAUUGAGGGUGUUGCUUGUAGCUGAUGUAGUUUGGCUUAAUUUAGUAAUGAAUAAUAAGUUUGGUGACCGUGGGUUUUGUAGUGGUGGAAUUUCUUUUUGCAAUUAGCAUUGGUUGGUGGACUAAAGAUGAAAAAGUUCCAAGUUGUAAUAAUUCUCACUCCGUUCCUUAUUAACUGUCUACUUUAAAAAAAAAAUUAUUCAUAUAUAUCUGUCUACUUAGAGUUUCAAGAGAGCAUUAAAUGAUGUUUUUCCAU
Lotus japonicus is the source of this 1098-nucleotide messenger RNA. RefSeq names its product allene oxide cyclase, chloroplastic-like. The transcript is spliced from 3 exons. Gene Ontology annotation, molecular function: allene-oxide cyclase activity. Gene Ontology annotation, biological process: jasmonic acid biosynthetic process. Lineage: Eukaryota; Viridiplantae; Streptophyta; Magnoliopsida; Fabales; Fabaceae. The record is from RefSeq and is a predicted model, not a curated record. The coding region runs from base 75 to 842 and encodes 255 amino acids.